AUGGUAAAAAAUUCAUUCAGCUCAGUUAUUUCGCAAGAAGAAAAAAAAGAAAAUGGAGGAUCUGUUGAAUUUCAAGUAGUCAGUUUCACCAAUAAGAUACGAAGACUUACUUCACAUUUGGAAUUGCACAAAAAAGACUAUUUAUCUCAAAGAGGUCUACGUAAAAUUCUCGGAAAACGCCAACGAUUACUUUCUUAUUUAUCAAAGAAAAAUAAAAUGCGUUAUAAAGAAUUAAUUAAUCAAUUGGAUAUUCGGGAGUCAAAAACUCAGUAA
This is a messenger RNA of Cucumis melo (muskmelon), 273 nucleotides long. NCBI's taxonomy places the organism in Eukaryota, Viridiplantae, Streptophyta, Magnoliopsida, Cucurbitales, Cucurbitaceae. The record is from the annotation of a RefSeq genome assembly.